UGUAUUUUAAUUUUUUUUAUCGCUCUCUAGUAGAUUACAAAAUUUUCUCUCUUUCCCGCUUUUACUUUGACGAGUGUAUGUGCUAAUCGGCUAAUAUCGUCGAUCGAUCUUCGAUUUAAAUGCAAUGUCAGAGCAAUGUAUUGAAACUUCAAAUCAAUCCUGACACCUACACAAAAUUUUCCGAUAUUUCAAUAUAUAACUUUUAAAAUUCUAAGUAAAUUGAUUUUCUCAUGCUAUUUUAAUUAAAUAUUACAUUGAACAAGGAUGAAUGGAUUCAAGAAAUGGGCGUUGCAAGAUUUGUCAUAUCUGCCUAAAUCUGUACAGCAUGAAACGCACGUGCCUACGAACACAUUUAAGCGUUACCUUUCGAAUUUCCUCAACUCUUCUCGCAAGCAAGAUAAUGGUUAUGACAGCAGGAAAAUUAAUGUAUCACGAGAUCAACUAAAAUCACAGAAUUUACAAAAACAUGACUUGUCGCCAUCUUCAAAAUUUCAAAAUUAUACGCCGAAAGAUCUUUUCUCGAGCACAACAACGGAACGAGGAAUUCAGCAGCUCUCGCAGGCUUUCCACAUUUUGCAAAUUCCUGCGGUCACAUUCAAGCCAUUACCAUCUUUAUUUGAAACAUUGCAACAAUCGAAUACGAAUACAAUGAAAACGCAAGAGUAUACGAAAUUUGCAGCUAAAUCAUUGGCAAUUGCGAAUAUAGGUAAUUCGAUAAAUUUAAUACAUAAAUUGAAAUAUUCGAAACUUUACAAAACAUUAGUCGAAUUUAUGUCUUAUAGAAAUCCCGUGCAAAAUUAUGUCAAAGUGGCCCUACAUGGAUCCUCACAGAGAAUAUCACAAGAAGACUUUUAAGAUUGAAAACUUAGCAAAAUGCGAAGAUUACCUUUUAUUUACAUCUGACAUUCCGACAACGCGACAAAAACAAAGUGCAGGCUAUAGAUUGUCUCAAUUUGAUCGUUUGGUUUACUCCAAAAGUUCAGGGACUAAAGAAUCUCGAAAACCUUUGUCCUACCUGCCUUCUGUACCGUGUCGCUUUUUUUCCUCGAAAAGUUGCACCGAAGUCCAGCAAUUUA
Monomorium pharaonis (pharaoh ant) is the source of this 1076-nucleotide messenger RNA. RefSeq lists its product as uncharacterized. Bases 265 to 855 code for a protein of 196 amino acids. The record is from RefSeq and is a predicted model, not a curated record. NCBI's taxonomy places the organism in Eukaryota, Metazoa, Arthropoda, Insecta, Hymenoptera, Formicidae. The transcript has 2 exons.